This is a messenger RNA of Homarus americanus (American lobster), 762 nucleotides long. It is a transcript of the gene PrBP, whose product is annotated as retinal rod rhodopsin-sensitive cGMP 3',5'-cyclic phosphodiesterase subunit delta-like. The transcript has 5 exons. Gene Ontology annotation, biological process: sensory perception of light stimulus. The record is from RefSeq and is a predicted model, not a curated record. NCBI's taxonomy places the organism in Eukaryota, Metazoa, Arthropoda, Malacostraca, Decapoda, Nephropidae. Gene Ontology annotation, cellular component: cytoplasm. The coding region runs from base 113 to 556 and encodes 147 amino acids.
AAGACUCGUUCUGUAGGUCAGUCGAGGAUGAGACUGUGAGGGACACGGUGGAGUACAACUUGUCGUCCAACUUUUACAUUCCUCCCUCGCUAGUGUUCUUCUUCAAAUCAAAAUGCCAUCGAGAUCUGAAGAUAUUUUACAAGGGUUUAAAAUCAAUUGGAUGAACCUUCGAGAUGCAGACAGCGGCAAAGUUCUCUGGCAGGGCACAGAUGAUUUCACCAACCCAGACGUAGAACAUGAAGCUCGAGUUCCUAGGAAAAUCCUCAAAUGCCGAGCCAUCUCACGAGAAAUUUCCUUCUCUUCUGUCCACUCCAUGGAAAAGUUCAGGCUCGAGCAACGAGUGUACUUUAAGGAUAGAAUGCUUGAAGAAUGGUUUUUUGAAUUUGGUAUAGUAAUUCCCAACUCAACAAACACAUGGCAGAGCUUGAUUGAGGCUGCUCCAGAAUCCCAGAUGAUGCCUGCACAGGUGUUAAGUGGAAAUGUUAUAAUAGAGACAAAAUUUUUUGAUGAUGACUUGUUGGUGUCAACAUCAAAGGUUCGUCUCUUUUAUGUUUGAUGCUGUACCAGCUUCACCUCUGAGAUUUCAAAAUUAUCUACAACAAACAAUCCAGAAGUCAACAAACUUACAAUGGAUGAUGAUCUUUUCUGGCACACUGAGGUCAUUAUCAUUUUUACAGCUGACUCCAAUGACAUAUCUCGACUUUUACAGUUUUGAGUGUUAUGCUCUUCUUCAGGAAAUUUGACAUUUACUAUUUUUUUUUU